This is a messenger RNA of Aegilops tauschii subsp. strangulata, 2891 nucleotides long. Its product is annotated as pentatricopeptide repeat-containing protein At1g51965, mitochondrial. Lineage: Eukaryota; Viridiplantae; Streptophyta; Magnoliopsida; Poales; Poaceae. Gene Ontology annotation, molecular function: protein binding; mRNA binding. The record is from RefSeq and is a predicted model, not a curated record.
ACGGCUCGAGAAGCUCUUAGACCCAGACGCCGGCACACUCGGGAACCGGAAGGCCGGAAGCCCCACCAGACGCCCAAAUGCCCCGCCGCCUCGGGACGACCUACUCCGGCCGGAUCGCAGCCGCGACGCCGUCCCCCUCCGGCCCCUCCAUCACCGUCACCGUAUCCCCGACUCCUCCCCCGACGCCGCUCGACCCCCGCGGUUACCCGCUCCCCCGCCGCCACCUUAUCUGCGCCGCCGCCGGCAUCCUCCGUUUUCCCGCCUCUCCCACCCCGCUGGUCGACCUCGCAGACUACCUCCGCGACCGCCGCCUCACGCUCACCGCCUCCGAGGCCUCUGAGAUAGUCAAGGCCCUCUCCCCCGACCCCGCCCUUGCUCUCGCCUUUUUCCGCUUCGCCCCCGCUUCCCUCCCGGGCUUCCGUCACGACGCCUUCUCAUACAACCGCAUCCUGGCGCUCCUCUUCCGCACCAGGGCGGACCCAAGCGAGGCUCUGCGUAUCGUCUCGGAGAUGGAGCGGGACGGCGUGGCCGGCAACAUCUCCACGGUGAAUUUGCUGGUUGGAAUGGGCGGAGGAGGCGUGGAGGUGACCAAGUGCCUGGAGCUGGCCAUGAAGUGGGGGUUGAGGCUUAAUGGCUACACCUACAAGUGCAUUCUGCAGGCUCAUUUGAGGAGCAGGGAGGUGUCCAAGGGGUUCGAAGUCUAUGAGGAAAUGCGCAGAAAGGGGUACAGGCUGGAUAUAUUUGCGUAUAACAUGCUGCUUGAUGCCCUUGCCAAGUCUGGAAUGGUUGACCAAGCUUACCAAGUCUUUGAAGAUAUGAAACAAAAGUACUGUGAGCCGGAUGCGUACACAUAUACUAUACUAAUUAGAAUGUCUGGGAGGGCUGGGAAGACUUCUAAAUUUCUCUCAUUUUUUGAUGAAAUGGUAUCAAAAGGAUGUGCUCUUAACCUUAUUGCUUAUAAUACUCUUAUUGAGGCUCUUGGUAAGAACAAGAUGGUGGACAAGCUAAUCUUUGUACUUUCCAAAAUGAUCGAGAGCGACUGCCAGCCCAAUCAAUUCACAUAUAGCAUUACAUUGGAUAUUCUGGCAACAGAAGGACAACUGCACAGACUAAAUGAGGUUCUGGAUAUCUGUGAUAGAUAUAUGAACAAAUCAAUUUAUUCUUAUUUGGUCAAGUCACUUAGCAAAUCUGGGCAUGUAAGUGAGGCACAUAAUGUAUUCUGUCAGAUGUGGAACUCCUAUGAAACCGGAGACAUGGAUGCUUUCGUAUCAAUGCUUGAGGUGUUAUGCAAUUCAGGAAAAACAUUAGAGGCUAUUGAUCUCCUACAUAUGAUGCCUGCAAAAGGGGUUGCUACUGAUGUUAGCAUGUACAAUAUGGUCUUUUCAGCCCUUGGAAAGCUCAAACAGGUCUCUUUCAUAACCAGUCUCUUUGACAAGAUGAAAGCUAACGGGAUUGCUCCGGAUCUUUUUACCUACAACAUUGUGAUAUCAAGCUAUGGUAGAGUUGGCUUAGUUGGUAAAGCAUCUGGAUUGUUUGAAGAAAUGAACGCUAGCAGUUGUAAACCUGAUGUCAUCACUUACAAUUCUUUGAUAAACUGUCUUGGGAAAAACAGAGAUCUUGAUGAAGCCCACAUGCUUUUCAAAGAGAUGCAGGAGAAGGGAUAUGAUCCUGAUGUCUUCACUUACAGCAUACUGAUUGAAUGCUUUGGGAAAUCUAAUAAGGUUGAUAUGGCAUGCAGCUUAUUUGCUGACAUGAUUGCAGAGGGAUGCAUCCCUAAUGUUGUAACUUAUAACAUCUUACUUGAUUGUUUGGAGAGGCAUGGGAAGACAGCAGAAGCUCAUAAACAUUAUGAGACUAUGAAGCAGCAAGGGUUAACUCCUGACUCGAUAACUUACUCAAUACUUGAGCGGUUGGAAACUAGAUCUCAGCGAACAGUGCGAAUACGAAAGCCAGCUCGGGCUACAAGUUGGGUUGUCAGUCCUCUAAGAUGAUGGUGGCAGGGAUCUGCCCUGGUUCUUCAGCUUGUGUACCGGAGUCUGUCUACAAUGUUGAAUUGUAUUUCAAUGCUCCAAUGAUAUCAAACUAUGUGUUCAGUCACUAUUGAAAAUUUCUGGCUUUCUUCUUUUGAAUGACAAGUUAGGGAUCUUGGUCAGGCAUAAUACAUGGUUACUUGGGUUGCAAUCCUGAACAAAUCAUGAACCAUAUACUGGAUAAGCUAUUGUGUAAAAUUCAAAAUCAACAGUUCAAGAAGCAAGUAUCCCUAUUUCAAGUUCCUGCAGAUAUGUGGGUUCUUGCAAUUAAGACUUACAGGGUAUCCAACACGAUGACUGCAAGUCUGUAAUUUGGUUAUCCUAUGUUAUGCAACUGAGACAGGUUAGACGAGUCAUGACAUCAAAAAGAGAGAACUUGGUGAUUUUUUAGGUUGUUGGAUUAAAGGAUGCUUGUCAUGGCAAAGUUCUGGUUGACAUUGAUGAUACACUCCAAAACAGGCUGAUCUUGCCUGCCAGCCUGGUGUCUUUAUCAGUUUCUCUUCACUUGAUGAGGAACAAUAGACAAGUAAAAGAAGAAGAAGAAGAAGAAGAAGAAGAAGAAGAAGAAGAAGAAGAAGAAGAAGAGAAGUCACAUCUGUUUGACUGCUUCUAGAUACUUCUAUUCUCCUUCAUUAUUAAUUUUCUAGUGUUCUAGCUAUAAGUAGAAGUUGAGGUGUGAAGGCGUUCCAAAGCUCUGUAAAUAGAGGUCCUCACCUCUAGUUUGUGACCAGACUAUGUACCCCACUAUCUAUAUUGAACUUGAUGUUCUUAUCGAAGAUCUUGGACUAGAUUUGACGCACGAUUCAUGUUGCUUACAAAUAUACCACCGCUGAGUAUUCCAUAUUUGUUUAGUAUUCCAAA